AUGGCACUGCGACACUAUACUCUCGACUUCAGCCUCUCCACGGCAGUUGACUCUGCCUCAACAGUCCCGAGCCUAUUGUCUAUAUUCCACGAGCAGGAAAUGACAGAGACCAUACAUGACACAGACGGGCGCGGGUAUCUCGCCACCUUUGUCGGAAAGAACGGCAGGCUCGUUAUUCUGCGGGUGCAUGCCCAUGGCUUGCUCACCAUUGACUUGCAGUGUUAUGAAGGGGAUAACAUCGCACAACUAGACAAUCUUUUAAAUACACUGGAGAAGAAACUAAAGGUUCUCUUGAAUGACAAGAUAACGCGCAUUAAGAGGCUCCCGCCUCUCAUCCGAGGAGCCAAAGUAGACCGUUACUGGCCCACCACAGACGGAAGGCUGACUGAAUACGACAUCGAUCGCGUGUUGUACGACGAAGACUCUGCAUACCAAAAUAUUAAAAUAUUGCACUCGCAGCAGUUCGGGAACAUGCUGGUCCUGAAUGGAGAUGUCAAUCUGGCUGAGAGCGACAUGCCCUACACGGAAGCCAUUAUGGGUAGCGGAAAGGAGGAUUACACCGGCAAAGAGGUGCUCAUUUUAGGAGGAGGGGACGGAGGCAUCCUAGCUCAGGCAGUCAAGCAAAAGCCAAAGAUGAUCACCAUGGUGGAGAUUGAUCAGAAGGUGAUUGACGGGUGCAAAAAGUACAUGAGGAAGACGUGCGGCAACGUGCUGGAUAACCUCAAGGGUGACUGUUACCAAAUUCUCGUGGAGGACUGUGUGCCUGUGCUCAAAAAGUAUGUCCGAGAGGGAAGAACGUUUGACUACAUCAUUAACGACCUCACUGCAGUCCCGAUAUCUACAGAACCAGAAGAAGACUCAACAUGGGAGUUCCUUCGUCUCAUUUUGGAUCUGUCGAUAAAAAUGUUGCAUCCUAAGGGGAAAUAUUUUACCCAGGGCAACAGCGCUAAUCUAACAGAGGCUUUGAGUCAGUAUGAGGAGCAGCUUGGAAGACUCUCCUGUCCUGUGGACUUCUCCAAAAAAGUGGUUUGCGUGCCCUCCUAUAUGGAGCUCUGGGUUUUCUACACUGUGUGGAAGAAGUGA
Molecule: messenger RNA, 1083 nt
Organism: Nerophis lumbriciformis (worm pipefish)
Lineage: Eukaryota; Metazoa; Chordata; Actinopteri; Syngnathiformes; Syngnathidae
Source: RefSeq, a predicted model, not a curated record